Molecule: messenger RNA, 1010 nt
Organism: Babjeviella inositovora NRRL Y-12698
Lineage: Eukaryota; Fungi; Ascomycota; Pichiomycetes; Serinales
Product: TLC domain-containing protein
Exons: 1
Coding region: 12-944 (310 amino acids)
Biological process (GO): lipid homeostasis
Cellular component (GO): endoplasmic reticulum; membrane
Source: RefSeq, a predicted model, not a curated record
AUUGCUCACAAAUGGCGAUUGUUGACGAUCCCCUUGCUAGCUUGCGUUUGCCGCUAGUAGACCUCCUCCUCACCCCCUUGUGUGGUGGGGUCUUGAAGAACCACAUACACGAGGUGGUGCUUGCAUUCUUGAUUUAUCACGGGAUCUACCUUAUCGCCCGUGUAGUGAGCCCUAAGGUUGCAAAGGGCUAUACGAGCUUGAAGUACAAGGACCAGAUUGACUAUUGCAUCCACGUGGUGUCGAUGAUCCAGUGCGUGGUCAUCUUCACGCUCAUGACCCCGUUGUUCAACCACCCAGACUUGUCCAAGGAUAGAGUUUUUGGUUAUGUACCGUACGGUGGGUUGGUUUUAUCUUUUGCUUUGGGUUAUUUUAUUUGGGACGCCCUCAUUUCGCUUGCAUACGUGAAGUACUUUGGUCCGGGCUUUUUGAUACACGGGGUCAUUUCGUCACUUGUGUUCGGUGUUGCGUUCCAACCAAUGAUCGUGUACUACUGUCCGAUCUUUUUGUUGUUUGAAGUCUCCACGCCGUUCCUCAACUUAAGAUGGUUCGGGAACAAGAUCCCAGGCUUGGUCUCGGACAACUUCAAGAUGAUCAACAACAUCAUCUUGAUCAUCUUGUUUUUCUUUGUACGCAUUUCCUACGGCCUCUUCCAGGCGUUCAAGUUGUUCACUGACUUCUACCACGCUAGAAACGACGAGAGGUUUAUCUGGCAGUUCGCUAUGGUUAUCGUGGUGGGCAAUCUGGGGUUGAAUUUGUUGAACUUUUUCUGGUUCAGCAAGAUGUUGAAAAUUGCCGUCAUCACCAUCAGGCAAAUGAUCAACAAGGAAACCAAGACCGACUUGUUGAUCGACAAUGAUAACGACAACGGCGGUGCCCCGAUCACUGGCUACAGAACCAACCUGCCUUCCCAGCCGGCUAAGAGAGGAAAGGCCAGAAGUAGCUAAUUUUUUUUUGCAAGCCAUCUGUAAUAGAUAAAGAAAUGAAAAAUAAUAUUAGUGAAUUCAACCGAG